Messenger RNA from Acytostelium subglobosum LB1, 669 nucleotides. RefSeq lists its product as hypothetical. The record is from RefSeq and is a predicted model, not a curated record. The annotation marks the transcript as partial. Lineage: Eukaryota; Evosea; Eumycetozoa; Acytosteliales; Acytosteliaceae. Gene Ontology annotation, cellular component: nucleus; cytoplasm. The transcript has 5 exons. Gene Ontology annotation, molecular function: protein kinase activator activity. Gene Ontology annotation, biological process: positive regulation of protein phosphorylation; signal transduction.
AUGUUAAAGUAUCUAUUAUCAUCGGUUAAACCACAACCUGGUUAUCAAUCAGUUACAGUGCCAGCUGCAGCGUUGAAGAAGAAGAAGAAGAGUAGAUUUGUAGUGGGAUCUUCAAAGCAUACGAUGAGAAAGAGUUGGAAGCAGGGAUUGUUGGGAGGCACUGUUAUCAAAGAGAGUGUCAAGUGUCCCAAAGGCGAGAAUCAGAACGAUUGGCUAACCAUUCAUACAAUCGAGAUAUAUGAAACAAUGGAGCACUGCUUCGAUCUGUGCAAGGACUUUUGUACACCAGAGUCCUGUCCAAACAUGAUGGGAAGAAAGGCAUUAUACUUAUGGAGCGAUCAAAAGGAUAAGAAGCCUGUAUCAAUUCCUGCAAGAAAGUACAUUGAAAACCUCAUUCGUUGGACAGGUGAACAAAUAGAUGACACUAAUAUAUUCCCAUUGGGAGAUACCUAUUCCAAAGAGUUCUUGCCAACUGUGAAGAAGAUCAUGGCAAGAGUUAUAAGAGUAUACGCACAUAUUUAUUUCCAUCACUGGGCAAAUAUCAAGUCUGCUGGAGCAGAGAAGCAUGUCAAUACCUCCCUCAAUUACUAUCUCAACUUUGUCAAAGAGUUCCAACUCAUUAACGAAAGUGAUUUGGAGGAUAUCAAGCCUGUCUUUGAGGGAUUGGAU